Molecule: messenger RNA, 1149 nt
Organism: Stomoxys calcitrans (stable fly)
Lineage: Eukaryota; Metazoa; Arthropoda; Insecta; Diptera; Muscidae
Gene: Chchd3
Product: MICOS complex subunit MIC19
Exons: 3
Coding region: 132-797 (221 amino acids)
Biological process (GO): inner mitochondrial membrane organization
Cellular component (GO): MICOS complex
Source: RefSeq, a predicted model, not a curated record
GCCAUCUGUCAAAAUCAAAAAUACAGUUAUUGUGACAUCUUCACGUUUGAUGGAUUUUUGGCAAUAAUUUCUUUUUGGUAGACGGGAGAUUUCUGCUGAGCUCCAAAGUGACAAACAAUUGAGCCGGAAUAAUGGGAGCAGCACAUUCAUCGGAACCGCGUUCGGUGUCAAUGGACAAUCCAACACCAGCCGGUGUUAUUGAUAUUUCCGAUGAUGUUGUGAAUCGUCUGAAGAAGGGCAUCUCUAAGCAAGCAAAGGAUAAUGCGAGAGCCCAGCAGUCAGCACCGCCACCACCCCAACCAGAGGCAAAGCCUGCUAAAGCUGCUGCAACGCCUCUACCACCACCACCUCCAACAAUUGUUUACCAAAAUCCACCGCCAGUGGUUUAUGCUGCACCAGCUGGCACUACAUUCAGUGCCAGCGACAUGCGUCGCCAGAAAGAAAUCGAACUUCAACAGAACGAUGCCAUGUGGAAACAGCGUAUGGCCAAUUUGGAACAAACUCUAAAGAAGACAAAUGCCAUCAUGGAGAAGGAAUACUCCACGGCUGUGGAAGAUGUACGCAAACGCUUUGCCACAGCAUCGCCCAUACACCAACUGCCACCAUGUCAAGAUCUUAAAGCACAAGUGAUUGCCUGUUACCGGGCCCAUCCUGGCGAGACACUAAAGUGUGCCGAGGAAGUAGCAGCUUUCCGCAAUUGUGUGAACAUUAAUCGUAUUAAAAAAUUAGAUGCCGAAGAAGCAGCAGAAGCAGCUAAGAAGACCACAACGACUGCCGGAAAAGCAAAGGCUGCAUAACCAACGAGUUAAGCAGACGAAGAGGAAGAUGAUGCGAAAUAUAGAAGAAGUAAAAAUAAAAUGCAAAUGUUCCCAAAGAGCAUAUGAAACUUCAACAGCAGAUGUGGAAUGAUUGCAGUUUUGGAAACGGCGCUAUCCUUUAGUUAUUAUAAAUAUGAUGAUAUGAAAAAAAAAUACCUCCCACACAGACACAUACAUUUUUUGUUGCAUUCUUUAGUUUUUCUUUGUUGGGAAAAAAUCGUUUACUUUUGCCGAGGUGUAAUUCAAUUCUCUUAAACUUUACGUGAGCAAAGAAGAUUGAUAAAUGUAAUUGCAACUAGAAAAGUGAUUAAUAAAUAAUAACUUAAAUUAA